UUGAGAAAAUAUUGAGCCCAAAAUAGUCAUUCUCUUGAAAGCCGUGGAAAGCUUUUAUGAAUGACUGUUUUCAGAAACUUUUGCUUAAUUUCGUGACAGCAAAAUACUCGUUUGAAAUCAAAACCGCGUGCUCGAAAUAGGUCGAUUACUCUUCGCGAUUGGUACAGAGUAAUCGAUAACUUAACAAUUGAUGAAUUUAAGAAAGACGUAAAGCCGGCAAAAUUUGUUUUCAUUUUUUUGAUUGUGUUUCAGUUAGUUUAAAAUCUAAAAAUACAGGCGUGUGUUUGGAGGCGAUAAUUCCCGUUUUGUACAAACUUGUCCCGGAUAUUUUUCUUGCUAGAUUUCAUUACUAAGAAAAAAUCGAACAAAAUGAUGAAAGCGGCGUGGAAAGUAGACAACAACGAAGAAGCUAUUUACAUAGAUGGUGAGGGAGAUGAAAAAGAUGAAGAAGGUAAUCACGUAUACAGUUAUUGGCAUAUUUUACCCGAUCUUAUUUUAGAAGAAGUUUUUUCAUAUUUGUCGAUUCGGGAACGCUAUUAUGCGUCAAUGGUUUGCCGUUCGUGGCACAGAGCCUUUUUUCUUCAGAAAGUUUGGUCUACGUUCACAAUGGAAGAUAAUACUUUAACUCGCCGAAAAUUCAAUUACUAUUACGGAUGGCAGCAUGUUUUGGAUCAUCUGCGCACACAAAUGUGCCUCAUAACAGUAGGAAGAAGCAUUCGACGCUUAGUAUUUGAACCCAUGAUGAAUUUUUAUAAUUUGUAUGAGUUUAUGAACAUGCUUUCGUUUUUUGCGGAGCGAAGAGACACAGAACGUCUUAUUGUAGGUCCAAAAAUCCGUGCCCUUAAGUUCACGUUUCCUUGUAACAUGGCUGAUCAAGAAGAACAUGCUCGCAUUUAUGGAACUGGUGGACGACUACUUGAAGCUUUGAAACGCUUAAUGGGAAACUUAAAAUCCCUUCGUUCUCUGCAACUAAUUGACUUAAUGCUAGAGCCUGUAGAAGCUCAACACUUACUUGAUGAAGUGUGUUCAUUGUGCUGCCUUACACUAGAAACAUUAGUGGUGAUAAACACAACAAAGUUGCCUUACCAGUUGUUGCAUGUGGGAGUAUUUCUUAAUUUACAGGUGCUUUAUAUUAGUCCACAGAACUUGGGUGAAGAUUUGCUGCAGUUACUUGGUAAUACUACAUUACGUCAUCUUCAUAUUGUUCAAAAUCGUUACACACCUGCAGAAGUGGGUUUGUUGAGAUCAUUGUCUGCUAGAGCAUGGCGCCAGUGUCGGAAGAGUAACCCUUAUCUCUGUGUUCAUUUUUCAAUGGAUGGUGUUCGUAAUCGUGAUGUUGUAUGGCAAGAUAAAGCUCCAGUCCGUUCUAUUGUAUAUGAUUCUCCACAUGUAAAGGUGGCCACACAGUCUAUCUUAACUACUGUAGAUUUAUAUCGAGGAGAUUUGUGGGUUUAUGCUCACAAAUCACUGCCACGUUUUCAUCAACCAAAAGCGUUCCAAGAGAGAGUGGAUAGUCUUCUUCUACUGCUGUGCCGUCAGUGCCCAUAUCUUCACACAUUGGUAUUGGCAACAUCUCCUGGGUGAAGAGUGUACUAACAUAGAGAUUGCUUUGACUUAAGAACCUUCCCAGAUGCAACAUGGCUUAGCUGCUCAUGUAUUUGUGAUGAGGUUUCAGCGUGCAUAUUGUAUUAGGAGGCAGUGCUCAGAAUAUUUAAGAAGAUAGUGUGAUCACAUUCAUUCUUAGAAAUCUACCUGCUGGAUCAUGCAUGUGGUCAUCAUUGCAACCACAAUGCUCACAGGCACGGUUGUGGUGUGUUUGAGCAUUUUGUUGGGGUGUGACUUUUUGAGUUUCUGGAGAUUUUUGAAAACAGAGAUGGUUCGUGAGAGAAUUUCAACAUCUACUGUUCUGCUUCUGGCUCACACUGCUCGCAAUUUGCGUUAUUUUUAUGUCCGGCGUAAUGCUGUGAUUUUGCGGUGUGACUGGCCAUGGAGUCCAGAGUGGUCUAAGGAUUUUUAUUUGUGGUUGAAGGCAGCAUCUCGUUCCUAUGAAAGUACUGAGAAAGAGGUAUCACAAAUAUUUAGGCGAUCUUGGAGUAUGUUAUCUGAUCAACAGUAUAAAAUGACAGAUAUUAAUUUACAUGAAUCAGUGUAUUGAACAUGGUUAGUCAACCACUGAAUUAUCUUUUCACUAACAUCAUGGUAGCCAUAAUUUACUGAAAAUAUCAGUGCCUUUUUAUAAAUACAGCUUUGAAAAGUGUAUUUAUUUUAAUGAGGCUGGCUUUCUCAAAAAUUGUUGUCUGAGAAUUCAGAUAACUUCACACUUAAGAAUUCAAAAUGUUUCUGAAAAAUUGUUAUGAAAAUAUUUGUUCCUUUAUUUUGUUGUUGUUGGACUGAGUUGAGAGUUCCUUUUAUUGAUUAAAUAAUCUUAAAUGUGUUUCUAGUGAUCAUUGGAGAUUUUGCAUGACUAUUUUGGGAUUAAAAUUGUGAUGAUAGAUGCCUGUGUUGCUUCUUUGUCUAAAUAUUCUUUACUCCUUGAAUUUACCACAUACAUUUUCUGAAAUACAAAUCUAUAAUUUGCCUUAAUCCAUUUGUACUGAUAACAUUCAGUUGUGACCUAUUAGGUAUAUAUUUUGAACUUAAAAACUUUUAAAUAAAUAUUUGUAUGUGCAGUAAGUGCAAAUAAGUAUGUGAAGUUCAGAUGAUUUUGAAUUUGUCAAGAGGGAAAAUGUUAAAAGUGA
Gryllus bimaculatus (two-spotted cricket) is the source of this 2738-nucleotide messenger RNA. The record is from the annotation of a GenBank genome assembly. NCBI's taxonomy places the organism in Eukaryota, Metazoa, Arthropoda, Insecta, Orthoptera, Gryllidae.